UUUUGUUUAUGUAUCAAAAUUUGCAGGCGGUUCGUUUCAGAUCGGCAUAACCUCACUUAAUAAUAUACGUCCUGGUAUCUCGUUUUAUGUAGUAAGAAGAACAAUAAUGAGAUGUCGUUAUAGCUAAUACUCACUAAUGGUAACAGCUCAUGAUAACUUUUCUAUUACAGCGUGAGUAAGAACGUAUCUUGACAUAGUAAAUAUAAUUGUUAUGACGAGAAGCUAAGGCACUAGAACCCUCCCUCACAAGUUUUACUUUAGGGUAGCAGCAGUUUGCAAACAUUUGUCGUAUCCGGCGUAACUAAAGACGAUUUUAUUUCGUUAAGAGUGUCAGCUUGGUGUGGAGACGAAAUAUUAGAGCUUAUAGGCCAAAAGUUAAUUUUUUUAUUUAUUUGGUAUGCGUAUUCCAUGGAUCCGUACAUGCGAGUGAUUCGCCUGGAUGUAGAACGUGUCAAUAUAAUUGUACAAAUACAAUUAAUGCUACAAAUAAUACAAUGAUAUAGAACAACCAUAUAUGCCUAACCUGAUCUCUACAUAGAGGACACUGAUCUGUUAUGUAAAGGGUCUGUCAGUAAGAUCCAAUUGCUUUCAGGAGAGAGUGCCUCCAGGGGACGUGGCAACGACAGCUGUUCGGGUGGCAGAUUGAAGGUGAUUCGUUGUGGUUGAGCACGAUCCGUCGCGACGCAGAAGGCCGACACGGGUGAUACACCGUAAUGUAACGGUUGCUGUUGCGGAAGCUCAACACGUUGCGGGUGUGUUCGGAUUGACAUGUCACGGAAGACCGACGCGGAUGAGGAACAGAGAUGUGCCAAGAACGGUAGCGGAAGCUCAACUGAGUCAGCGUAAGAGCGACAGGUUGAUAUAAAUACAUGUAAUAUACUGAAGAAAAACGAAUGGGCUCCGCCCCUGUCAACAUGAACCGGUAUAUCACAUUAAACCAACUUGGAGAUGGAACAUAUGGCUCCGUGGUUCUGGGUCAGAGAAUUGAUACUGGGGAGAAGGUUGCUAUUAAGAGAAUGAAGAGGAAAUAUUAUUCCUGGGAUGAGGCUAUGAACCUACGAGAAGUUAAGUCACUGAAGAAACUUUCUCAUGCCAAUGUUGUUAAACUAAAAGAGGUUAUAAGAGAAAAUGAUACAUUAUAUUUUGUUUUUGAAUAUAUGAAAGAAAACUUAUACCAACUAAUGAAAGACAGAGAGAAACUGUUUCCUGAACCAGUCAUUCGGAACAUGGUGUACCAGGUCCUCCAAGGACUUGCUUUUAUGCAUAGGCAUGGAUUUUUUCACCGUGACAUGAAACCAGAAAAUUUGCUUUGCAUGGGACCUGAACUGAUUAAAAUAGCUGAUUUUGGUUUAGCCAGAGAAAUAAGGUCCCGUCCACCUUACACAGACUAUGUAUCAACUAGAUGGUACCGUGCACCAGAAGUGUUGCUGCAUUCCACAAACUAUAGCAGUCCAAUUGACAUUUGGGCUGUUGGCUGCAUUAUGGCUGAACUAUAUACUUUUCGCCCAUUAUUUCCAGGAAACAGUGAAAUUGAUGAAAUAUUUAGAAUUUGUUCCAUCCUUGGCACUCCAGAUAAGAAGGAGUGGCCAGAAGGAUACCAACUAGCCAAUGCAAUGAACUUCAAGUUUCCACAGUUUUCACCAGUCCCUCUUGGUAGCAUCAUCCCUAAUGCUAGCAAAGAUGGUCUUGCACUUAUGGGCGAUAUGUUGAGUUGGAACCCUAAUUCAAGACCUACUGCUCAGCAGUCUCUCAGGUAUGCAUAUUUUCAAGUUGGGCAGAAACUUGGCAUUCAACCUGACUCAAGCAUUCGCUUGUCUAAAGGCAACAGCAACACUCAAACUUUUGGUCCAAAACUACAACAAUCUGCUGUGCUCUACCGCAUAGGAUUGGAUGAUAGUUUAUCUUUACGUCGUAGUAAUCCACCUGCUGCAGCUCCACAGCAAAACCAUUCACAGGUCUCCUUUAGUUUUGCCCAACCAGAGCAAUCUUUGAGGCGCAACAAGGCUGCUAUUCAGAAAACCAAACCAUAUACUAAGGUGGACAAUAAUGAAGAUAAACAUUCCACUUUUAAUGGAAGCAAACAUGUCCCAUGUGUGGACAGAUCAUUCGUUAUGAAAGAGAACCACCCCAGUUAUGGUGCAUUACCUUCAGGUGAAAAGCAGCAAAUGCAACCACGCAAAAAACUAAGUGCUAAAGAACACUAUCUCUCAGUAGCACGCUAUGUGGCAGGACAGAGCACCAAUGUUUCGAGGGGGAAAGAAGAGAAAAUUUUUUCACAUGAUCCAUUCCAGAAACCCAUAUUAGCAACAGAACCAGAAUACAAGCCAUCACAAUGGAAAAGAAAUGAGAAUUAUCAGUCCAGUGCAACAAAAAAAUCUGCAACUCUUACAAUGAAGCAACCAUACUUCACUCAGACACAGUACAUACUAGCACCAACGUCAAAGGUGCCCCUUCGAAACUCAAAUAUCACCAAUGAUGCUAACAGUGAUGAUUCUCAGGAGGGUGAGAUGAGAACCUCUAGAGUAUCAUUACAUUCUGGAAAGCUGUUUGGUGGGAUAGUUAGUCAACAAACUAGAGGUAUUCCUGGUCGGACUGAUUGGGCCGCUAAAUAUCUGAAAUAAUGACUGGAUAAUGCUGCUACAAUGAUUAUUCAGUACUUGUGUGAAAUAUGGACUUCCAUUUUUGUAUAAUGGGACCAUAAGAUAUGGCAUGGAAACUGUGCAUGAAAGGUGUACAGGUGCUGUGUAGUAAUUUGAUGGAACAACAGUUGAUAAUGCGCUUUUUUUAGUGCCUGUAAGAUGUGUUGUUUGAUAAUACUACAAUUUGCGAAAUUGUAAAUAGUAUUUGAUUAGAUAUGUAUAUACAUGCCAAAAACAGUGUACAGAUAUUUAUACUAAAUAUGGUUCUUUUUAUAUGACUUUCCCAUACAAACGAUCAAAACCCAAUGAAGACAGUGUUUCAGGAUGCCAGUAGUGUUAGUAUCCCAUAAAGAACGCAGCUGAGAUUUCAUAAUAAAAUUAGAUUCUUUUGGGAAUUGUCUCUUUCAACAAUUUAUUUUUUCUAAAUUAAAUUUAUACUUAAUGU
Molecule: messenger RNA, 3084 nt
Organism: Schistocerca gregaria
Lineage: Eukaryota; Metazoa; Arthropoda; Insecta; Orthoptera; Acrididae
Product: serine/threonine-protein kinase dyf-5
Exons: 14
Coding region: 894-2621 (575 amino acids)
Biological process (GO): cilium assembly; protein phosphorylation; intraciliary transport
Cellular component (GO): cilium; nucleus; cytoplasm
Molecular function (GO): protein serine/threonine kinase activity; ATP binding
Source: RefSeq, a predicted model, not a curated record